AUGCUCGUCAAGAACUCCCUCUUCCUGGCUACGGCUCUGACCGCUGGCUCUGCUGUCGCCCGUCUUCACGGUCAUGACCGCCGUCACGCUCACCCCAAGGUUGAUAUCGAGGCUGUUGAGAAGCGCGCCGAGGUCGUGACUGCCACCAUCGACGGUGUUCUCGAGACCUGGAUCAACAACUGGUUUGGUGAUGUCGCCGAGGCUACCACCACCUCCUCUUCCACCUCCACUAUUCAGGUUCCCACCACCACCGCCGCUGCCGCCGUGACUCAGGCCCCCAGCGCUAUCGAGUCCGUGGUCCCCGCUCACACUGCUGCUCCUGGCUCCAGCGGCUCUUGGUCCGACCUCCCCGCCAAUGGCCAAUACUCCCGCGACGGCUUCGGUGGUAGCAACUACAAGAUCGAGGUUCUCGGCAUUGAGUGGACCGGUAACACUGGUCUCCCUUGGGGUAGCAACAUCAUUGAGGUCGAGGAGGGCGUCGCCAACCAGUACCGUCACGUCGUCCGCUUCGAGGGCAGCCAGACUGAUGACUGGACCGUCAUUGUCUGGAACAAGAAGGGCCCCAACGGCCUGAUGGACGGUUUCUUCCACCCCAACAAGGCUCUCUCUUUCACCCUUGCCAAGGGCGAGGUCAAGUACGUUGCCAUUGACACCGAGUCCACCGGUGGCUGGGCUGCCUGGAAGGGUGACGAUACCCCUCUCAGCCAGUACGGUAGCUACGCCGCCACCUGGGGUGAGUUCACCAUGCGCGAGGCCCCCAACUUCACCUCUUGGGACGUCUCCUGCAUCCAGGCCCAGAACGCCGGCAAGGAAAUCCAGGGUAUGCAGAUCUGCCAGCACGACGGCUCUAGCUGCUCUUCCAUCACCAAUGGCAUGGGUACUGUCAAGAAUGCCUACACCUCUGCCGAGACCGACAUCAACGGCAUUGGUGGCAACGUCAUGGUCGAGGCCAUCCGUCUUGUCGUCAACCUCGACUUCGCUUAA
Messenger RNA from Penicillium cataractarum, 984 nucleotides. RefSeq names its product allergen Asp F4 (gene aspf4). Gene Ontology annotation, molecular function: IgE binding. The record is from RefSeq and is a predicted model, not a curated record. Gene Ontology annotation, cellular component: extracellular region. The transcript has a single exon. The coding region runs from base 1 to 984 and encodes 327 amino acids. NCBI's taxonomy places the organism in Eukaryota, Fungi, Ascomycota, Eurotiomycetes, Eurotiales, Aspergillaceae.